UUUGCAGGCACUGUUGUUGUUGGAGAUUCUUUAGACACAGAUAAACAGGCUCUGUUGAACCUGAAAUCAUUCCUGGAAGAACAGAACCGUGUAAAUCGAGGAAGGUACUCGGAGUGGGAUGCCGAGAACUCGACUCCGUGUCAAUGGCAUGGCGUCUUGUGUUCCUCUGACGGUGAAAGGGUCAUUGGUAUAAACCUUUCCGACAACAAUAUGUCUGGGAAGAUGUUCGAUCAUUUCUCGGCCUUGACCGAGCUUCGGGAACUUGACCUCUCGAGAAACACAAUCGGUGGAGCGAUUCCGGAUGAUUUGAGCCAAUGCAGCAGCCUGAUAUACCUUAACUUGUCACAUAAUAUCCUAGAAGGAGAGCUGGUGUUGGCAGGUUUGACUAGUUUAGAGAAGCUUGAUUUGUCUAUGAAUAGGAUUCAAGGGGAGAUUGAAGCUAAUUUCCCAGCAAUUUGCCAGAGAUUGAUUGUUGCAAACCUUUCAACCAAUAAUUUCACUGGCAACAUAGAUAAGUGCUUUGAUGAAUGCUUGAAUCUGCAGCAUUUGGAUUUGAGUGCGAAUAAUUUUGUUGGCAGCAUAUGGAGUGGAUUUGCAAGGCUGGUCGAGUAUUCGGUUUCCGAAAACUACGUUUCCGGGACACUUUCGGGAUCAAUGUUUACAAACAAUUGUAGUUUGCAGGUUUUGGACCUUUCAGAAAACAACUUUCAGGGUCAACUUCCAGGGGAGAUUUCUAACUGCAAGAAUUUGGUUGUGUUGAACAUAUGGGGAAACAAUUUUACGGGGCCGAUUCCAUCGGAGAUCAGGAUGAUUUCCAGUCUCGAAGGCUUGUACUUGGGGAGCAACAGGUUCUCCAAUGUAAUACCAGAAUCCUUACUGAACCUCACAAACUUGGCCUUUUUGGAUUUAAGCAAAAACAACUUUGGUGGGGAGAUACAAGAGAUUUUAGGGAGAUUCACACAGGUGAAGUUCCUUGUGCUACAUGGAAAUGCAUUCACUGGAGGGAUUAUAUCUUCCGGUAUUCUCAAAUUACCGACGAUUUCUCGAUUAGACCUGAGUUAUAACAACUUCUCUGGUUCAUUACCUAUUGAAAUCUCUGAAAUGAAGAGCUUGAAUUUCUUGAUGUUGGCGCACAACCAGUUUACAGGUGGUAUACCACCUGAAUUUGGCAACUUGCCUCAGUUACAAGCCCUCGAUCUCUCCUUCAACCAACUUUCAGGAUCUAUCCCGCCGGCCCUUGGAAAACUGAGCUCACUUUUGUGGUUGAUGCUUGCAAACAACUCUCUUACUGGCGAGAUUCCACCCUAGAUUGGAGGCUGCAGUAGCUUGUUAUGGCUAAACCUUGAAAACAAUCAACUUUCCGGGGAAAUCCCUGCGGAGUUGGCAAAGAUUGGUAGAAAUGCUACUCGAACUUUUGAGUCGAAUCAGCUACGCAAUGACCGGAUAAUAGCUGGUUCAGGCGAGUGCUUGUCAAUGAAGAGGUGGAUACCAGCAGACUACCCUCCUUUCAGUUUUGUGUAUGCAAUUCUUACUAGGAAGAGCUGCAGAAGCUUAUGGGAUCGGUUGCUUAAAGGAUAUGGUCUUUUCCCGGUGUGUGCUUCAGGUUCAACCGUGAGGACAUAUCGAAUCUCGGGUUAUUUGCAACUUAGUGGGAACCUGUUCUCGGGCGAGAUCCCUUCCGAUAUCGGUAUGAUGCAGAAUUUCAGUAUGCUUCACUUUGGUUUCAAUGGCUUCAAUGGAACACUGCCUGCGAAUAUCGGACAGUUGCCGCUUAUCGUUCUAAAUAUAACCCGAAACAGAUUUUCAGGAGAAAUUCCAGUUGAGAUUGGCAAUGUCAAAUGCUUAAAGAAUCUAGAUUUUUCAUACAAUAAUUUUUCUGGCUUAUUCCCAACAAGCUUCAACUACUUGACCGAACUGAGCAAGUUCAACAUUUCAUACAAUCCGCUCAUUUCUGGCGUAAUCCCAUCAACCGGUCAAUUGGCAACGUUUGAGAAAGAUUCUUACCUUGGAGAUCCGCUACUUGAUGUUCCAGAUUUUAUCGACAAUGGAACAACUCGCCAGCAAAACCACGAUGCAAUGCAUAAAAGAUCUACCAAGUUGGCUGUGUUCUUGGUGUUAUUAUCAUUAACGCUGGCCAUUUUUGUUUUUGGGGUCAUAACACUUGUAGUUUACAUAUUUGUGAAAAGUCCGGAAGAACCGCAUGGAUACCUCUUACAGGAUACCAUUUAUCGACAUGAUUUAGCAUCGAGCUCAGGAGGGUCAUCACCAUGGUUAUCGUACACUGUUAAGGUCAUCCGUUUGGACAAAACAGCUUUCACACAUGCUGAUAUUUUAAAGGCUACAGGCAAUUUUUCGGAGGAUAGGAUUAUCGGAAAGGGAGGAUUCGGAACAGUGUACCGAGGCGUAUUGCCUGAUGGGAGAGAAGUAGCAGUGAAAAAACUUCAACGAGAAGGAAUCGAGGGCGAAAGGGAAUUCCGGGCCGAGAUGGAGGUCCUUAGUGGCAAUGGCUUUGGUUGGCCACACCCUAACCUUGUAACACUUUAUGGUUGGUGCCUUGAUGGUUUAGAGAAAAUAUUGGUUUAUGAGUACAUGAGAGGUGGGAACCUCGAGGAUCUUAUUUCGGAUCGGUUGCGGUUCACAUGGCGGAGAAGGAUCGAUGUGGCAGUCGAUAUUGCGAGGGCAUUAGUGUUUCUACAUCAUGAAUGCUACCCUGCAAUUGUCCAUAGGGAUGUCAAGGCUAGCAAUGUCCUGUUAGAUAAAGAUGGGAGGGCAAGAGUUACGGAUUUCGGUCUGGCUAGAGUUGUCGAUGUCGGACAUAGCCAUGUGAGCACAAUGGUGGCAGGAACUAUCGGUUAUGUUGCACCAGAAUACGGGCAGACAUGGAAAGCCACUACAAAAGGUGAUGUAUAUAGUUACGGGGUAUUAGCAAUGGAACUGGCAACCGGGAGGCGAGCGGUCGACGGAGGGGAAGAAUGCCUGGUGGAAUGGGCCAGACGUAUGAUGGGAAAUGGACGAAACGGAUUAGCCCGAGCUGCGAUACCAGUCGUGCUUUUCGGAUCGGGGCUAGCAGACGGUGCUGAAGAGAUGUGCGAGCUGCUCAGAAUUGGUGCCCGAUGCACGGCAGAAGCUCCACAAGCUAGACCGGACAUGAAAGAGGUGCUAGCUAUGCUGAUUCGAAUAACAAGCAGCAAUCAGAAUCUCAAGUCUUCACACAGUUAGUAUGCGAGAGAGUUUACAAAACAUAAAAACAGGUUUUAAAAUAUACAGAUUUUCAUGUAUUGAUUCUUCUUGUAAAGAGAAUUUCUCCAUUCGUUAUUAAUCAAAAUUUUGUCCCAAGCAA
This is a messenger RNA of Hibiscus syriacus, 3340 nucleotides long. Its product is annotated as probable LRR receptor-like serine/threonine-protein kinase At1g74360. The transcript has a single exon. The record is from RefSeq and is a predicted model, not a curated record. Gene Ontology annotation, biological process: protein phosphorylation. Lineage: Eukaryota; Viridiplantae; Streptophyta; Magnoliopsida; Malvales; Malvaceae. Gene Ontology annotation, molecular function: protein binding; protein kinase activity; ATP binding. The annotation marks the transcript as partial.